This is a messenger RNA of Dreissena polymorpha, 3463 nucleotides long. RefSeq lists its product as uncharacterized. Bases 346 to 2886 code for a protein of 846 amino acids. NCBI's taxonomy places the organism in Eukaryota, Metazoa, Mollusca, Bivalvia, Myida, Dreissenidae. Gene Ontology annotation, biological process: toll-like receptor signaling pathway; immune response. The transcript has 5 exons. The record is from RefSeq and is a predicted model, not a curated record. Gene Ontology annotation, cellular component: membrane. Gene Ontology annotation, molecular function: transmembrane signaling receptor activity.
UUGUGUUUUGGAUUAUAAUAUGAAAAAGUAGUGUUUUCGUGGUGUUUGAUUUAGUUCCUCUAAGGACCAACAACAAUAGCAGCAAGAGAUACGGUGGCGAUGGAUAACUGCCUUUUGUGGAUUAUGAGUAACAAUUUGAAAAAGGGCUGAGUAGUAGGAAGACUUUAUUAUCAUAAACUGUUAUUGAAGAUGAAGCGAUAUUGACUUUUCAAGGGGACUUUUUUAGUGUGUUUGUUCCUUUUCUUUAAUCUCAACACUAGUACACGAAUCUAUAAGCUGCCAUCGCUUAGUGUGUGGAUGAUUUCAAUAAUGGUCGAUAACAUACCUAUACAAAUAUUUUAGCGCAUGAUUCCGAAAACUGAUACAGACAUAAUGUUGAAACUUCUUAUUACUUUUCGGAUGUUUUCUUUGAUCACUUUUGUAUCGCCGGAAGUGAGUCUCAAUUGCACGUCUUACCCGUGCAAUUCUUCAUCAUCUUCGACUAUGUCAUUUGGACCAAGUCCAACAGCUACUUAUUUGAUGCCAACUGAAUCAAACUUUGAAACACAGCUUUCUGUAGCAAUGACACCUGACACAGUUACAGAUGUAACCAAAGCACCUCAUUCACACCAUUCAGUGACUGGAUUAGUUAUACCCAGUAAAUCAAAAUCGCUAAAGGAAGCGAUUGUACCCAGCGAACAAAGUUCAACCAUUGUAAUUACAGAAAUAACUGAUACCAGUGCACCAAAUUCACGUAAUCCUGAGCGAGAAAUAGCUUCAACUAGUAAAUCUUAUUCUGUUACUGCAAUAUCUGAAACAAGUGAACCUAAUUAUUCGACCGAAAUAUCUGGAUACAGUAAACAAAAUACUACAAUAAUCUUUGAAACAUCUAGUGAACAUAAAUCAAUAGAAGAACGCAUAUUAAGAAGCGAUCAAGGCUCAACAAAUGAAACAAAUCUAACAAGUAAAACUUAUACAACAACGGACCCGAACUUAGAAGGGCAACGUAUUAUAGAACAAUUUUCUAAAAUGCUAUAUAACAACACCGAAUUACAAACAAUUGCAAACCAGCAUAGAGCAGUAUCUGAUUUAACUGCAUUAAAAGGAUCAGCUUCAGUGAACUCAUCGUCAGAUGUUUUAGUACAACACGGACCUUCUCUAAAACUUAAACCAACUUUAUUAUCAGAGGGUAAUCUAGCCGACCAAGAGAGAAAACUAGAAGUUAAACCGAAGGUCGAUGACACUAUAGUUAAUAGUUCAAUACUCAAGGACGUUUUUUCAUCAAAGUCAUUUAACACGUCCAACAAACCUAACUUUACUAGCAAUGCAUUGAUGCACACAUUCCAUGACAAGAAAGUAAAGUCAUCUUUGGAUGACGUGCUGGAACAAAUGAAGAAACUCAAGAAACAGUUUAAGAAGGAAACACCGGUUCAGGUAUCUAACGUAACGUGGCAACUAUUUCUGCCUCCAACCAAGCGCCCCAUUGAACACCCUUUAAGCAAGGCUGUUAUUACUUCCGAAAUGCAAUCUAAUAAUGGAGUUACAUCUUUUCCUGAGGGCCUAGAUCCGCGCUACAAUGCGUGUUCUGCACAGACACCAAUGAAAGAACGGCAAUGUGGGCCACAUGUUUGCGUAUUCGGCACGUGUAAACAGGAAGUGGUGAACCACGGUACCUGGCAGGGGACUAAGAUCGUGUGUGAAUGUGAUAUAGGGGCAAGAGGUCUCGACUGCAGUGAGCGUUGUUGUCUAGACUGCGGGGAAAACGGACGCUGUAACCUGCUGAAGAAUACCGAGGUAUGCGACUGCCGGUCCCGAUACGUGGGCGAGAGGUGCGAGACCCGCCUGCCUGACCCAGUCAGUGUUGUAGAGAAAGAGAACACGUGGUACAUGUGGGUGGUUGGCGCAUGCGUUGGAACUUUCGUCGUGCUCCUUAUUGGAACAGUCGUCAUCCUUUACUACAUGUGGAGACACAGAGUUAUCCUUGUCAUGAAGAUUGUGCACUACUUUCAAGCUUAUGAGGACGACGACGAGAAGAAAUGGGACGCGUUCGUCUCGUACCGGUCCCAUCCGACAGAGGAUGACUUUGUUCUCAACACGCUCUACCCCAAACUGGAGAAAGAACUCGGGUUCACGCUCUGCCUUCACUUCCGGGACUUCGUGCCAGGAGAAACUAUCUCUAACAAUAUCAUUAACGCCGUGGAUGGUUCUAGAAGGACAAUAUUGAUUCUCACACCACGCUAUAUCGAGAGCGAGUUCACGAGAUUCGAGUAUGAGAAGGCCCAACAGGAAAUGCUGAAGCGAAAACACCGAAUCAUCCCGAUUGUCCUCGAAGACAUUUCCGGCCUUUCGUCCACGAUGGACAAGAGCUUGAAAGCUAUUAUUAGUUCAGUGACGUAUUUGGAGUGGCCAAUCGAAAGCGAAUCCAAGAAAAUCGAUAAAUUCUGGAAGCGGUUACAACUUUCGCUUCCCAAGAAGAAGGUCGCGGAUAUUGGCAUGAGUUUGGAUUCAAAUGGAACAACUCUAACUGAUUUCAGUUCUUCUGUUUCAAACAGUGUCGUUUCUAGCUCCAAGCAAUAUUUACCGCCUAUCAACGAAAGCGACUUCUGCAAUUCUGCAAGCACAUUCAGAUGCGACCAAAAAGACGAUACCGGUAAAAACAAUGAGGAUAAUGAAAGUAUCUAUGAGGAGAUAUCUGAGAUUGACCGAAGUAUUUGUGGCCCAAUAAAAUUUGUUAAAAUGUGUGAGGACAAAGAUAAAGACACUGUUCAAAACGUGUACAGUCUUAUUGAAGAUUCGCACAGCGAAUAUGUUGAUAUGUCUGACGAUCUGUACCUGGAAUUCAAACCAGAAGAUCAAAUAGGUGACUUUGUAAGCGAGAUGACUGGAUAUUUUGAGUGUGACGUAUAGUUGCAAGCGACGAAUGUGGGUUUUUGGCCCUAUGGCAGUCAGUGCAUAUUAUAUACAUCGCUGUUCAAAAUCUUAUAGUUACAAUUAAUUUUUCAGCCUUUAAAAACUAGCGGCCUCGCUAAUUAAGAAUUUAACAUAAAAUUAAAAAAUAGAGGGCACUUUAUAAUUCAAAAAGAAAUAACGUGUGAUACUUGCGCCAGUGGUAAAACAAUAUUAUUUAUACACUUAGGAAUAAACUGUUUAUUGCAACACAGUAAGCUGCUGCAUUAUAUAUGUUUACAACAUUACUUUUGAAAUUUGAAAAAUUGUUAUCAGUAAGCCAAAUACAAAUGUUAUAUUUGUACAAACUAUCUUACUCUUACUGGUUAAAGUGUUCACAUAUAAUAAGAUUAUGUUCGAUAUAUUAUCGGUCCUGGUAGAUAUGUAUACACAACAUAAAUCCAUCGCGAAUUAAUUUAGUACAUAAAUGCGAUAAGCCAAUUGUCAAACAUACAUUAUUGGAGAUUUAUAACCAAAUGUAUAAGUUGAGUUGUACUAUCGUUAUAACUGUGCACAAUUGUUUUUAAUUACAUGGAAA